CUCAAACAUGUGCCACUUUCAGGUCUCCUCACACACUGCUGGUGUGUGUUCCAUUUUUUGUCAUAGGGUGCUGGCAGAUUACGGGCCUCCCAUAGCUGCUGCCAGGCCCCUAAUCUGCCAUGGGCCCCUAUACCGCCUCCUCAUGCUGCUGCCAGGUCCACAGUCUCUUGGGCCUCCUAUAGCUGCUGCCAGGCCCCUAAUCUGCCAUGGGCCCCUAUAUACCGCCCUCCUCAUGCUGCUGCCAGGUCCAGAGUCUCUCAUGGGUCCCUGUACGGCCUCCCAUUGCUGCUGUCUCCAUCGCCACACUCUGCCAUGUGCCACUUUCAGGUCUCCUCAC
This is a messenger RNA of Staurois parvus, 337 nucleotides long. NCBI's taxonomy places the organism in Eukaryota, Metazoa, Chordata, Amphibia, Anura, Ranidae. The record is from the annotation of a GenBank genome assembly.